Messenger RNA from Schistosoma curassoni, 2828 nucleotides. NCBI's taxonomy places the organism in Eukaryota, Metazoa, Platyhelminthes, Trematoda, Strigeidida, Schistosomatidae. The record is from the annotation of a GenBank genome assembly.
AAAAAACUCCCGUCAUUUUUGAAAUUUACGUCACAGGUCCGUGUGAUGGCUUUGGUUUCCUAUGGGAGUUCGGGGGAGGAAUCUAAUGAUGAUGAAGAAGAUUUGGUUGUCAGCAAUGAGAGUACUACAACAGCUAACAGCAUAUUGAAAGACCGAGUUGAACCUGAAUUUAAAAUGAGAGUCCCUAAAAGUGCUAAGCUACCUAACCUUGUCCCAAACAUUCCUAUUGUGAAAACAAAAGACGGUAAGGUUUUGCUUUCCGUCCCCGAUUUGGAAGCGUUGGAUUCGUCAGAUGACAGUGACGAUGAAAGCAGUCGUUCAGCUAAGAAUAACAAGUCCUAUCGAAAUUCUAAACCUGGAACAGAUAAAGUUAGCCUUCUUUCUGUCCUUCCACCAACACGUGCACUUAUUGUCCGAGAAGGGAACAGACCAAUGAUACCACAUCAACUAAUAUCUAAAAAGAAUACAAGUCAUACUGUUAAAGAGACAUUGACUAUGAAAACCAAGCCUGAAAAUGUUGGACAGAAACCAGGCUUUCAGAAUAACAACGGUGACGAUGACGUUUGGGAUGCUGACAUAACCAGCAAACAAGAUUCUGAUAAAGACACUUUAGAGAUAGCUGAUGAAGAUGCUGAAGAAGUUAGUUUCUUUUCAUUUUACAAACCUACACCUAAUAAUCAUGAAGCUGUCGCUUCAGAAAGAGCAGCCGCACUAUCGGCACUACAAGCAACUCGAAAAAAAGCUGAGUUGUCUAGCAAGCCAUUAACUGUAGACAAUGAUGAUAGUAAUUCAUUCAUAACAGUUAAGUUGUCACAUGAUGAAAACUCAACUACUAGUCGACUCACUGCAAAAUCAUGGGAAGAGUGUUUACCAAAGGUUACUAUAAGUGAUCCGGAAAUUCUACGUCAAAUGUCUUCUGUUAAAAAAGAAAUCGCUGAACAAGAAGAAGAUGACAAAGAGGAUGUUGAAGAAAAGGUCUUUUGGACAGAAGAGAAUUUCGUUCCAGGUCCAGAGCGUAAACGUGCACGUCUUGUUAUGCCUGGUACAAAAUCUAACAAUAUUGCUGUAAAUGAAUUAUUACAAUCAACAAAUACAGAAGUGAUAUCAAUUAAUCAAUCUGAUUUAACAGCUGGUGCUCAAUUAGAACUGAUUAAAUCUGUUACAAGUGAUGAUUCACAGUAUAGACCGAAGUCUACAGAUGAUGAUCCUGGCAAAUUAGCCCAUAGAAAGCAUCAGAUCACUUGGCUAGCUCAUCAAACUGUGAAUUGUUUGGAGUGUAUCAGCUGGAUGCUAUAGACUUAGGCUUCAUGCUAGUUGCCACUUAUCAAUAACGAAUACAUUGAAGGAACUAUGCUUCUCAUGAAAUUUCGAACCCACUUUAUCCAGUGUCAGUCAGAAAUGUUGUUAAAACACAGCAUCGAAAGUGGUAUGUACCGCACAAAAUAAAACUUGUUUAUGGCUUGGGGUACUACUCAGGCGCCCAAGGUGAGGCACGUGGUUUUCUUAAGGUUAUUUUUCUCUAGUCCUAAUUCAUAUGAUAGUGAAACAAAGUCAGGAGAUGCAGUACCAUGAUCACCGGUGACCGAAAUGGGUUCAUAUGCCUCUCGUUUCACCAGAAUCAUAGAACACAUACACAAUUGUUAUGGAAUUAAAGUUCUCCAAAUCCCCUAGAUAGACGCUCCAUAUCCACCAACGUGGUUUAAACACUGAAUUUUCGCUUUCUAUCUUCUUUCUUAUGUAAUACCAUCACGUGAAGACGGUGGUUAUAAAUGUGUGGCUAUAUGGGAGUAUUUCGAAAAAUAAAGCGAACUUUCCUCAUCUUCAGUCGUUAUUAUUUAUUUAUUUACUUAUUUAAACACAAACAUGAAUACAAGGAGGCACCAAAUAGAUUUGCGCCACAUAAAUCAUUCAAUUUGUGUGAGGGCUGGGAUACUGCCCAGGUGCCCAAGCCGAAGCAGAUGGUUUUCUUAGGGGGCCACACCCCGAGCCUUUGACAUAAAGGUCUGACCCACAAGGCAUUGAGUGGAAUAACUUCAGGAGAUUCAGUCCCAUGGUAACCGGUGACCAACAAUUGGUUCAUACGCCAUUCAUUCUUUCAGAAUCCUGGAGCCCGUGUGCACCAUCGGUUUGAAGUCAGGGUUUUCCAACUCCCGUAGGUUAACUCUCCGUGUCCACCGACCCGGUUAAAGCGACGGACAUUCGCUUUUCGUCCUGUCAACCUUCUAGACAAUAUUAAUGCCGCGAGAAGGAAGUGAGUAGGACUUCCCUGACAGUGGUUGUAUGCACGUAGCCAUAUGAAAACAUUUAGAGAGGGAGAGUUGACUCUCUCCACUCUCGGCCGUACCAGCGCAUUUUGUGUGCAAACGCAUAAAUACAGCAUAAAAGAUAUUUAUAUUUAAUGACUUGCAGUAGCCUACAUAUAUUAGACAUAUGGUGAAGUUAAAAGAAACAUUGCAACUCGAAAACUUCAUCGUGUUUUUUUUCAAAAUUCUACUUUAUCACUUAAGUUCUUACUCUCUUUACAAUUCUAUUCAAAUAGGCUCAAGAAAAUGAAAUGGAAUUAGAAAAACGUUGGGCGGAAGCAAGACGUAAUAAGGCUUCAAAUCGAGCUAAAUAUGGAUUUUGAUUUCUUAUUAGUCAACUAUAGAAUUGUUUUUCAUCCCGCUGCCCAACUACCAACAUUUUAUGUGAAUAUGUAAAUAGUACUUGUAAUAUGUCUUUUUUUUGUAUAGAGCUUAUUCUAUGUUCCUUCAGUAAGUUUUAUUUGUUUCCACUGUCCUACUGCAAAAUGUAGUAUUUCAUUGUAAAUAUAAUUUGGUCGUUUAUUG